GACGAAAUAUUUUAAUAGUUAGGCAAUAUUGAAUUGUUAGGACAAGUGAUUAGAGUAAAAAUGAAAUUCGCUGCAUUUGCUUUCGUCGUGGGUUUGUGUCUAGUGGCAGUAACUGCCAAUGCCUCUGGUAACUUCGGAUUUGAACAUGAGGACGUUGAAGACUAUGAAUUUGUUGCCCAGGAAUUAGCUGAAGAAAUUAUGGAAAUUGAACCCCAGGGUCUGUUCUCUGGCAUGUACUUUGUCCUGAAGAAGGUAUUGAGAACUCUCAAGGGUCUCAAUUGCACCAUUAAGGAAGUUAUAGUUAUUCGUGGCGCUGCCAACAAAUUUGUCGAUGAUGUUAAAGCUUGUGGCGGUGAAGUAUCCAAGAAGGUACAAACCCUAAUUGAUGCCUGUAAUGACAUAAUCGAGACCUGUAAGGCUAUUUUGGGUAUUAACGAAACCAUUUGCGGCAAUAAAGGUGAAGAAGACGAGAUUACAUCUCGUACUUGGCAUGUUGUUUCUGGUGCUCAAAAUGGUCACAAAUGUUUUGUUAACAUGUUCCGCAAACUGCAGACUUUGAACAAACAAAUUAAACGUGCUGUGAAAUUGAUUAAACAAAUCAAGAAUGUUCCCGGUGAUUCUAGCAAAUGUGUCCUUGAUGCCGUCGACACUUUGGAAAGCCAUUUCAUUCAAUUCCCAACCAAUAUUAAAACUUGCUCUAAAUUGGUCAGUAAUAAGACCGCUUAAACAUUUCGACAAAUAGAAACUAAAUUAUAUUGAAUGUAACUAUUAAUUAUUCAAUUUAAU
Calliphora vicina (urban bluebottle blowfly) is the source of this 786-nucleotide messenger RNA. RefSeq lists its product as uncharacterized. Lineage: Eukaryota; Metazoa; Arthropoda; Insecta; Diptera; Calliphoridae. Bases 61 to 726 code for a protein of 221 amino acids. The transcript is spliced from 2 exons. The record is from RefSeq and is a predicted model, not a curated record.